Molecule: messenger RNA, 447 nt
Organism: Xyrauchen texanus (razorback sucker)
Lineage: Eukaryota; Metazoa; Chordata; Actinopteri; Cypriniformes; Catostomidae
Product: 60S ribosomal protein L31
Exons: 5
Coding region: 49-423 (124 amino acids)
Biological process (GO): cytoplasmic translation
Cellular component (GO): cytosolic large ribosomal subunit; ribosome
Molecular function (GO): structural constituent of ribosome
Source: RefSeq, a predicted model, not a curated record
AUUUCCCACAAUCCCUCUCUCUUUCCUUUCCGACAUUGAUCGCUCAAAAUGGCACCUAUGAAGAAGGGCGAGAAGAAGAAGGGUCGAUCUGCCAUCAAUGAGGUGGUGACCCGCGAGUACACCAUCAACAUCCACAAGCGCAUCCACGGCAUCUCCUUCAAGAGGAGAGCUCCUCGCGCGCUCAAGGAGAUCCGCAAGUUUGCCAUGAAGGAGAUGGGAACACCCGACGUGCGUAUUGACACCCGUCUCAACAAGGCAGUGUGGGCUAAAGGCGUCAGGAACGUGCCGUACCGCAUGCGCGUGCGUCUCUCAAGGAAACGUAACGAAGAUGAAGAUUCUCCGAACAAGCUGUACACGCUCGUCACAUAUGUCCCAGUCACCACGUACAAAGGUCUUCAGACUGUUAAUGUGGAUGAAAAUUAAAUAAAAGUAAAACAUAAAAGAAAA